Messenger RNA from Argiope bruennichi, 3366 nucleotides. Its product is annotated as piwi-like protein 1. The transcript has 16 exons. The coding region runs from base 139 to 2808 and encodes 889 amino acids. The record is from RefSeq and is a predicted model, not a curated record. Gene Ontology annotation, biological process: regulatory ncRNA-mediated gene silencing. Gene Ontology annotation, cellular component: P granule. Gene Ontology annotation, molecular function: protein binding; piRNA binding. NCBI's taxonomy places the organism in Eukaryota, Metazoa, Arthropoda, Arachnida, Araneae, Araneidae.
UGUGUGCAUAUUGUAGAGCAGGAUAUUUGGGAAAAGUUAGCGCAUCUGGAUGGACUCAUAAUUUCUAUGAUCGUGUCUCGUGGUCAUCAUUGAUUUUUUUUUUUAAACAUUAGAAUAUAGUGUAGCUUAAGCUGCGAUAUGGCUGAUCGAGGAGACCAGCAACGAAAACCCCGAGGUAGAGGUUGGGGCAGAGGGCGUGCUGGUGCUGCCAGGCAAGAUGCACCAGCACAACAGGCCCGAAGACCUGGGCAAGAAGAAGUAGCACCACCGCCACAAAUGCCUCCACCAGCAGAAGUGCAUCCUCCACGUGCUGGAGGACGAAGGACUCACCGUGGAGUUCCACGUGAAGAUCCUCCUUCACAGGCAUCAGUGGCUGAGAUUCAAGAAACUCAGUUGCAGCAAUCCAUGGCUGCUAUGAGCAUUGAGACACAGUAUGCCGAAAGUGCUGUAGCAUCCGGCAGAGGUCGUAGUCAUCAGCCAUUUGUUGAACAAGCCACAAGACCAGCAAACCUCAAUGAUAAACGAGGUACAUCUGGUGAAAAAAUUGGCUUGAUGGCAAAUUAUUUUGAAGUUCUUUCUCGGCCAGCAUGGGCUAUUUUUCAGUACCAUGUUGACUUUGCACCCCUAGUAGAAAGCUCCAAGUUGCGACACAUAUUUAUACGAGACCACAAAGAGACUCUCGGUGAUUGCUUUUUAUUUGAUGGUAUGUCUGAUUUGAAGACAUUAAGGAGACUGGAAGAUGGACUAGAAUUGUUUUCUACUAGAACUACUGAUGAUGAGACCAUCCGUUUGAAAUUCAAAUUUGUUGCAGAAUUGGCUCCAUCUCAUCCUGAACUUCAGAGACUUUUCAACACUCAAAUGCGACGAAAUUUACGACAUAUGAAAUACCAGCUACUUGGCCGCCACUACUUUGAUCAAAAUGCUAUUUCUGAAAUACCACAGUUCAAUUUACAGAUUUGGCAAGGUGUCAUUACAUCUAUACGUACUCAAGAAGAAAAGUUGAUGAUGUCAGUUGAUACUGUACACAAAGUUGUACGUAGAGAAACUGCCCUGCAAAUAAUUACAGACUGUGCUCGAACUUCAGAUCCUAAUUAUCGAGAAAAUGUAGCUCGUGAGUUAGUUGGUUGUGUGGUUAUGACAAAAUACAACAACCGCACCUAUUCAGUUGAAGAUGUUGAUUGGAAUUUAAAUCCAACAUCGACAUUCGAAUCUAAAGAAGGUCCUCGUACCUAUCUUAAAUAUUAUAAGCAGCAAUAUGAUAUAAACAUUCAAGAUCUGAAGCAACCACUUUUACUGUGCAAGUCUAAAGAAAAAGAAAUAAGAGGUGGUGCUAGCGUGUCCAAAGCAAUUUAUCUGGUUCCUGAAUUGUGUUGUAUGACUGGUCUGACAGAGUCUAUGAGAUCCAAUUUCGCUAUGAUGCGAGAAAUGGCUACUAAAACCCGUUUAGAUCCAUCUCAACGUGUGAAGAAUUUGCAGACAUUUAUCAACAGACUAUCUUCGAAUGAAAAUGUCAGGCGUGAAAUGGAAGCUUGGCAUCUCAGUUUUGCUGAUAGAUUGGUCCAGUUCCCAGCUAGAGUUUUACCUCCUGAAAGAAUUGUUCUGAAUACGCAGGCCGUUAAUUAUGUGCAAAGUUCUGGCGAUUUUUCCAAGGAAAUGCGUGGGAAACCUAUGUAUAAUGCAAUGUGUCUAGAUGAUUGGCUAAUGAUUUGUCCAAGAAAAGAGGAAGAAAAAGCUCGAGAUUUUCUUACUAAUCUGUAUAAGGUUUGUCCGCCUAUGGGCAUGAGGGUUCGUGCUCCAAAGAUUUUUUUGAUCAAUGACGAUAGACCUCAUGGUUACCUUAAUGCCGUUAAGGAAAAUUUGACUGAAUACACCAAGUUGAUUUGUUUUAUUGUAUCUAACAAUAAAAAAGAAAGAUAUGAUGCUCUAAAGAAGCACACCUGCUUGGACAAUGCUGUGGCAAGCCAGGUCAUUGUUGCACGAACUUUGGCCAAAAGGAAUAUGUUGAUGUCUGUUGCAACAAAAAUUGGUAUUCAGCUGAAUUGCAAAUUAGGCGGUGAACCAUGGGCAUUAGAGAUUCCUUUCAAAAUGAAAGCUAUGGUCAUUGGCUACGAUACAUAUCAUGACUCGUCCAGAAGAGGACGUUCUGCUGGGGCUUUUGUUGCAAGUAUGAACCAGAGUUUUACGCAAUGGUAUUCUAAAGUUACCUUUCAUUCAGCUGGAGGCUGGGAGGAACUGUCCAAUUACAUUCGGAUAAAUUUUACUGCUGCCUUAAGAAAAUUCAAUCAGAAGAACAACUGCCUUCCAGAUUUGAUUUUGUAUUAUCGAGAUGGAGUUGGUGAUGGUCAGAUACCGUAUGUGAUUGAAUUUGAAGUUAACCCUUGUAAGGCUGUGAUGAAAGAGUUGAUAAAAGAUCGAAGUGUCCGAUUUGCUUUUACUGUGGUGAAUAAGAAGAUAAAUACUCGUUUUUUCUACCCAUCAGAAAAUACCAUCAAAAAUCCUCCACCUGGUACAUUGGUUGAUCAUACUGUGACUCGUUAUGAUCGUUAUGAUUUUUAUUUGGUUUCCCAAUGUGUGCGACAAGGGACUGUUGCUCCUACUCAGUAUAAUGUGAUAGAAGACACCUCUGGUUUAAAACCAGAAUAUUUGCAAAGAAUUUCAUAUAAGCUUACUCAUCUUUAUUUUAAUUGGCCUGGUACAAUUCGUGUUCCUGCACCUUGCCAGUAUGCCCACAAGUUGGCAUUCUUGGCAGGACAAUCGCUUCAUCAAGAACCUCGUGAGGAGUUGACGGAUACUUUGUUUUAUCUUUAAUUUUUUUAAUGUAUUAAAACAUACAUUUUUCCCAUCCUUUUUGUGAAGAAUCUCAUAAAUUUUCAUGCCAGAGGGCUUCUUUUAUUUUUGUAAAAGAACACUGAAGAAUUAAGGAGAAGUGUUUUAGAAAUGCCAUUUUAAUACAAAAAACAUGUGUUCAGUUUUUGUUUUCAUUUCCAUAUGUGAUGAGCUUUGUUAGAAAACAUAAUUCUUGUUUUAUCUCAUAUGUGCAGAACCUUAGAUGUUUUUCUUUUGCUCAUUUUUCAAAAAGGGAACAAUUUUUUUUAAAUGUGUGAUAGCUUGAAUAACCAGUUGGAAAAAAAAAAUUUCUACAUAUAAGAGAAUAAACAAAUAUAAACUGGUGCUAGAUGCAAAAUAUUUGUUUCUGUAUUGGAUUUUGCAACUUGAACUGUAUUUCUUGUAUUGUCAAAACCAUUUUCAUUUCUUGGAUUUCCAUGGAUCAUAAAAUUUUGUUAAAUCAAAUAAAAUGUUGAUACUUGUCAGUUUUGUUCGUUUCAUCAACCAGUGUUUAAAUAAAAUGAAAAUUUGCUUAUUGAA